AUGCCCGCAGGGCCGGUACAGGCCGGGCCUCCGGCACAGCCGGCACCACCCGCAGAGAGCAAACCGCCAGAAGAGGAGCCAAAAGAGGAAGCAGCACCGGCCAAGCCUGUGGUGGGAAUUAUUUAUCCUCCUCCGGAGGUCAGGAACAUCGUUGACAAGACUGCCAGCUUCGUGGCCAGAAAUGGUCCAGAAUUUGAAGCUCGAAUUCGUCAGAAUGAAAUAAAUAACCCCAAGUUCAAUUUCUUGAAUCCCAACGACCCUUACCAUGCAUACUACCGGCACAAAGUCAGCGAGUUCAAAGAGGGCAAGGCCCAGGAGCCCUCAGCUGCUAUUCCCAAGGUUAUGCAACAGCAGCAAACUGCUCAGCAGCAGCUUCCACAGAAGGUGCAGGCCCAGGUGAUCCAGGAGACCGUUGUUCCCAAAGAGCCACCUCCGGAGUUUGAGUUCAUUGCAGAUCCUCCCUCCAUCUCAGCCUUUGACUUGGAUGUGGUGAAGCUGACGGCGCAGUUUGUGGCUCGGAAUGGGCGGCAGUUCUUGACGCAGCUGAUGCAGAAAGAGCAGAGGAACUAUCAGUUUGACUUCCUUCGCCCGCAGCACAGCCUGUUUAACUACUUCACGAAGCUGGUUGAGCAGUACACGAAGAUCCUGAUCCCACCAAAAGGCUUACUCAUCAAACUCAAGAAGGAGGCUGAAAAUCCCAAGGAAGUCCUAGAUCAGGUGUAUUACAGAGUGGAGUGGGCAAAGUUCCAAGAGCGAGAGAGAAAGAAGGAAGAGGAAGAGAAGGAAAAGGAGCGUGUUGCUUAUGCCCAGAUUGAUUGGCACGACUUUGUGGUUGUGGAAACAGUGGACUUUCAGCCCAAUGAACAAGGGAAUUUUCCUCCUCCCACCACUCCGGAAGAGUUGGGAGCUCGAAUCCUCAUCCAGGAGCGUUAUGAGAAGUUUGGGGAAAGUGAGGAGGUGGAAAUGGAGGUGGAGUCAGAUGAAGAAGAUGAAAAGCAAGAGAAAACAGAUGAGCCCCCGACCCAGUUGGAUCAAGAUACACAAGUGCAGGAUAUGGAUGAGGGCUCAGAUGAUGAAGAUGAAAGUCAGAAGGUUCCUCCUCCACCAGAAACCCCAAUGCCGCCACCUCUUCCUCCAACACCAGACCAGGUCAUUGUGCGGAAAGACUACGAUCCCAAAGCCUCAAAACCAUUGCCGCCUGCCCCAGCUCCGGAUGAGUAUCUCGUUUCCCCCAUCACUGGGGAGAAAAUUCCUGCCAGCAAAAUGCAAGAACACAUGCGGAUUGGUCUCCUGGAUCCUCGGUGGCUGGAGCAGCGUGAUCGAUCUAUCCGUGAAAAGCAGAGCGACGAUGAGGUCUAUGCCCCAGGUUUGGAUAUCGAAAGCAGCUUGAAGCAGCUGGCAGAACGCCGUACCGAUAUCUUUGGUGUGGAAGAAACUGCCAUUGGUAAAAAGAUUGGUGAAGAAGAAAUCCAGAAACCAGAGGAAAAGGUGACCUGGGAUGGCCACUCAGGCAGCAUGGCCCGCACACAACAGGCUGCUCAGGCCAAUAUUACUCUUCAAGAGCAAAUUGAAGCUAUCCAUAAGGCCAAGGGACUGGUGCCAGAAGAUGACAGCAAGGAGAAGAUUGGUCCCAGCAAACCCAACGAAAUGCCCCAGCCUCCCCCUCCUUCAUCAGCAUCAAAUCCCCCAGCGAGUGCUCAGCCCAUCACAUCUGUGCCUCGUCCACCCACAAUGCCCCCUCCUGUUCGUGCCGCCGUUGUUUCUGCUGUUCCUGUCAUGCCUCGUCCCCCGAUGACUUCUGUGGUCCGUUUGCCUCCGGGGUCUGUCAUAGCCACCCCUAUGCCACCAAUAAUCCACACCCCACGGAUCAACGUUGUCCCCAUGCCGCCCUCUGCUCCUCCCAUCAUGAGCCCCCGCCCGCCUCCCAUGAUCGUGCCAACAGCGUUCGUUCCAGCACCUCCCGUGGCUCCGGUCCCUUCCCCAGCCCCGAUGCCCCCUGUUCACCCACCACCACCGAUGGAGGAUGAGCCGGUUUCAAAGAAACUGAAGAGUGAGGACAGCCUGAUUCCAGAGGAGGAGUUCCUGCGCAGGAACAAGGGUCCUGUCACGGUCAAAGUCCAGGUUCCCAACAUGCAGGACAAGACGGAAUGGAAACUGAACGGCCAAGUGUUGGUGUUCACCCUGCCGCUGUCAGACCAGGUGUCUGUUAUAAAGGUUAAGAUCCAUGAGGCCACGGGGAUGCCAGCUGGGAAACAGAAGCUGCAGUACGAGGGCAUCUUCAUCAAGGAUUCAAACUCCCUGGCUUAUUAUAACAUGACAAGUGGCUCUCUGAUUCACCUGGCACUCAAAGAAAGAGGAGGCAGGAAGAAAUAGGAGCCGUGGAGCCCGGAGACGUAACGGCUCCUUUGCCACUUGUGUAGCCCCAACCAUUCGAAUCCUCCAGCCUUUUAGGGGCCACUGUGACAAGCUGCAGACUGCCUACCAGCUUGUUUGAGAAGAGAGACUGUGAACCCAGUGCUUGGGUGGCUAAAGAGAGGGAGGAGGCUGGUAGAGCCCUGAAAGCUGUGCGAGUGUAGUGAGCUAGUACGUAACUGCAGCGGUCUGUUAGUGAUCGAUGCUUUGCUAGAGUGCUGGUGUCCAGGUUUGCUGUCUCCCCGGUAAAUUCCCCAGAGAAGCCACAUUGAGGUCAUGCCCAGCUUAGUCUAGAUCCAUCUUUGAGGGAUUUAUACUGACCAAGAACAUCAUCUGUCUGGCCACAGUGGUUGCUGCUUUAUUUAACCCUUUUUCUAAUUGAAAACUUCUUUCUCAGUGUACUUGCUAAGCCCCUUGUUCUUUUUCUGUCUCAAAUCUAUCUGCAAGAGCCUCUUGCACUGACCCUGACUUGGAGUUUUAUCCUCUCUCAGUGUAAGUGUGCAUGGCUGUCCCUCGCGAUAAAGGAGAUCCGGGACUGCAUGCUCAGCAGCUUCGUGCUUGUUCUGUACAGCCCGUGAUUUGUUUUAAUAAACACGCAUCUCGGUGCGA
This is a messenger RNA of Anas platyrhynchos (mallard), 3021 nucleotides long. It is a transcript of the gene SF3A1, whose product is annotated as splicing factor 3a subunit 1. The record is from RefSeq and is a predicted model, not a curated record. Gene Ontology annotation, biological process: mRNA cis splicing, via spliceosome; regulation of alternative mRNA splicing, via spliceosome. Gene Ontology annotation, cellular component: U2-type prespliceosome; catalytic step 2 spliceosome; U2 snRNP. Gene Ontology annotation, molecular function: RNA binding; protein binding. NCBI's taxonomy places the organism in Eukaryota, Metazoa, Chordata, Aves, Anseriformes, Anatidae.